This is a messenger RNA of Sycon ciliatum, 2606 nucleotides long. RefSeq lists its product as uncharacterized. The record is from RefSeq and is a predicted model, not a curated record. Lineage: Eukaryota; Metazoa; Porifera; Calcarea; Leucosolenida; Sycettidae. Bases 194 to 1102 code for a protein of 302 amino acids. The transcript has a single exon. Gene Ontology annotation, molecular function: hydrolase activity.
AGGACGUCGUUGAUCAUUGUCAAUGAUCGCGCGUCGGGCUUUCAGGAAAUGCACUGGUACAAAUUAAAUCGCUGCUCCCUUCAUGAGGCCGCUAAGAUCAAGACUCGGCCGGACACACUGGUAAAGCACUCGGCGGUUAGCACAACAUCACUGAAUCAGGGAAGAAAAUCACCGGCAGCAAAAGACUAUAAGUAUGCGGCCCAGGAGGAGACCUGUCACCCGUCCGAAGCAGCGCACCGCUCAGGCCAAAAAGUCGCAGCAAACCGGCGAUGACGGCGACGGCGUGGUGAAUUUGGACGAUCCAGAAGCUGUGGCAGCGGCCUAUGAAGAAUAUAGAAAGGCGCUCAUCUCGCAGCAAUUGUAUCCAGGCGGUGCGCCUAUCGUGGUGGAGGCAACACGCAGGAAACAUUCGGCCACGCUGAUCUUCCUGCACGGCAUCUUCAACGCCGUCGAGGAAUGGAAGAGGCUGCUGACGGUCACCCGCGCUCGGCCUGGGCAUAUACGCAUUGUGAUUCUGCAGGCCCCGAAGAUCACAGCGCGCUGGUACAUGGGCCCCAAGGAUCCAUCUUGGUUCAAAGUAAAGGACUACGGGAAGGGAAAGACCCCUGUGGAGGACGAGGCAAGCCUGAAGGAGGCCGCUACACUGAUGCACGGCGUGAUCGGAGAAGAGUCAGCACGGGUACCACUCAGCCGUAUUGUCCUUGCAGGCUUUGGCCAGGGCGCGGCCCUUGCCCUGUAUGCAGGACUAUCCUAUACAAACACACUGGCCGGUAUCCUAGCUCUCAGUGGCUGGCUGCCGUUUGCAGACAAAAUCGGCAGUUGGUGUUCGGCCGAGAGCCACGGAACGCCUAUUCUGCAGUGCCACGGAGGCAAGGAUGAUGUCAUCCCGCCGGACAAAGGUAAGCUAUCCUACGAUGCUCUAAUCGCCAAUUGUCCCGGCUCAGCUAAUCACCUGGAACUCAGGAUAUACCCCGACGUGGGCCACCACCUGUCACUCUUUGAGUUGCACGACAUCCGCCAGUGGCUAGAGAAGCGUAUCCCGGUGGCCCUUCCUCACACCCGUACCAGAAAGGCUACGCAUACGCGCGCUUCGCGCCCGUGAGCGGUUUCAACAUGCGGCGAUCAUGUGACGAGGUUAUCUGGGAGCAUUUUUCUGCCCAUCCGGACAUGCCGCAUGACUCAGUAGAUUCGGCUGGUAACGCAGCGAGGUGUAGUGUUUGUCAUUGACAAGCAGAUAGUCGAUGAUUCAGUGUGCCCUCAGUGACCUGAACAGAGGCAUUCGGUAACUCUUUCGAAAGCCGCUUACUUGUGGAGCUGUCGUAGUUAGUGGGUUGGCUGUUACUAGCCUUCAUUGUACUGUCCAACGGGUCACGGUUCAGGGUGUUCAGGGUGCCACGGUUCAGGGCCGAGUACGAAAACAUGUCUAGACCCGUUUUGGCGCCGUGGCUCUCCCAAGUCAUCACCAUGACAUUAUAGUUAUCGUUCUGCGCUCAUACCCGGGUACCAGGACUUUGCAUGCCUAUUAUAAAUGUUAGCCUACGGUGCCGCAGGCCAGCCGGAACCGGUCCGCUUGGUCAGGUUAAUACCCGCCUAACUUUGUGGCCACCAACGCAUGCUUACUGCUGAGGAGGGCCUACGUCCCCGCCAUAUUACACACAACGUAUGAAAGACUAUGGUAAGACCGGACCAAUUGAAAACUGCUUCCGGCGGUCCUGAUCGGCAAGGGACGGGAUCAGCCUCGGCAUCCCGCGUGAUAUCAGUCAUUGGUCACUACUGGCACUACUGUUGCAACUAGAGUUGUUCGCUGCCGCCGCGUUUCACUGAGCUUACCGUGACAGGCAGUUGGCCCCUGUUUUGGUGGAAUUUCUGAGAAACGGCAGCAUUUCAUCAGCUGGUCAUCCUUAAUGGAACUUCACACCGUCAAGUCACUCCGCAGUACAGUUCUGUUGAACUCGGCAGGAACUGGUAGAGCUUUGAAAGUUUUACUCAGUCACCGUGUGCCUCCGAGGUGGUUCAGUGUUGUCACGUGGAGCCCACUAAUUUUCGUCAGGAAGUCACAUGAUUCAAACGAAUGGAACAUCAUUCUGGCAACAACUGAACUGUGCAAAGUGGGGCUGGUAUGAACCGUGAGACCGUAUCAUCAUAUGCAGGGAGUCGUCAAACACCUACCGUAAUGUCGCGUAUAAAAGUAGGUGCUUACGGUCGUAUAAGCCGAUAUCCGUGCUAGGCUUCUAUUCAAGUCAGGCUUCUAUUCAAACCAUGUCUCUCUAUGUACAAGUAUGUCAACACUAAACCAGGCUUAUGUGCUGACAGUGUAUCUUGAAAAUCAGGCUUCUAUACAAGACAGGCUUCUAUACAAGACACUACAGUAUUUGACGACUCCCUGCUCGAAUACAUGUACAUGUAUGCGAAUAUCAAGAGUAGGCAUGUUGCGAUGGAUAGCGCUAACGCCGAGACCCUAGGUCGGCGUUGCUAGUCCCGCCUCACCGGCACAGGCUCCCUGAGAGCCCCUACUAGUACAUUGUCUGUCUUCCUCCUUUGUUGUCUCGAUCACUAUUGUCUUUUGUCUUCUUCUUCUCCUCUCUUUGUUAUGGUCUAUCAGCAGG